AUGGCACAACUGCAUCAGCAGCAACUACACGACCAUACUUCUUACCAAAACUACUACAACCAGCAGCACGCGGCGGCCUACUCCCCCCACUCCGUAGGCAACGGCACCCCGUCGUCCGCCAUGUGCUCGCCUUUUGAGCGCGGCUGUUACACCACAAUGCAUACGAGAAACAUCAGCGGCGAGGUUGUUUUUUAUCGAGGACCUCGGAAUUUGCUAGACGAAAUGGUCAUGCCGAGCGCGAACUACAGCGCAGAGAAGAGGCUUUUGGACGAAGCCGCUGGGAACUACGUUGAGGAGGAAGAAGAGCAGGGACAAGAACUACCGAAGGAAGGUUCAUCCUCUGGUGAAGCGGAAAUGAACAAGAUGAAAGCGUCGAACAAGGAUGAUGCUGAGAUUCUUGAUGAAGAGGAAACAAUUACUGCAUCGGCCCCUGAUCAUGGUCAUCCCGCCCCAGAAGGUCAGAAUAAGGUCGCGGAAGAACAGCCAUUGGACGAUUUAAAUCUGCAGCGCACCGUUGCAAAAGGCAGCGAUGCAAGCUCGGAGAAAACCACGUCUACGAAGGCCGCUCAGGACCAAUGUGACCACGCCACUGUAUUGAACAAUGAUGUCUUGGUGGCCCAUGAGCAACAGCAGGUGGAACAAGC
Messenger RNA from Amoebophrya sp. A120, 644 nucleotides. The record is from the annotation of a GenBank genome assembly. Lineage: Eukaryota; Dinophyceae; Syndiniales; Amoebophryaceae.